This is a messenger RNA of Scleropages formosus (Asian bonytongue), 2069 nucleotides long. RefSeq names its product RNA-binding protein MEX3B-like. The coding region runs from base 89 to 1663 and encodes 524 amino acids. Gene Ontology annotation, molecular function: RNA binding. NCBI's taxonomy places the organism in Eukaryota, Metazoa, Chordata, Actinopteri, Osteoglossiformes, Osteoglossidae. The record is from RefSeq and is a predicted model, not a curated record. The transcript is spliced from 3 exons.
ACAGAAGACCUGAGCGAGGCCAGGCGACGCAAGGCGAGGCGGGGAGGGGCUCCUUGAAGGAAUACAGCCGGCGCUCCAGCGACUCGGGAUGCCGAGUUCGCUGUUCGCCGACAUGGAGCGCAGCGGCAGCGGCGGCGGCGGCCAGGGGGACGCGCUGGACGAGCAGAGAGCGCUGCAAAUCGCGCUGGACCAGCUCUCCCUGCUCGGCUUGGACGCCGAUGACAGCGCGCCUUAUGACGGCGAACCCAGGAAGAAGAGCGUCAACAUGACCGAAUGCGUGCCCGUGCCCAGCUCCGAGCAUGUGGCCGAGAUCGUGGGCAGACAAGGCUGCAAAAUCAAAGCCCUCCGAGCAAAGACCAACACCUACAUCAAGACCCCGAUGCGCGGGGAGGAGCCCGUCUUCGUUGUGACGGGCAGGAGGGAGGAUGUAGCCAUGGCCAGGAGGGAGAUCAUCUCGGCCGCUGAGCACUUCUCCAUGAUCCGGGCCUCCAGGAACAAAAAUGGUAGUACGAACGGGACUGGCACCCUGCCUGGACCGCCAAACCUUCCAGGUCAGACCACCAUCCAGGUGCGGGUUCCCUACAGGGUGGUGGGCCUAGUGGUGGGGCCCAAGGGGGCCACCAUCAAGCGCAUCCAGCAGCAGACGCACACCUACAUCGUGACGCCCAGCCGCGACAAGGAACCUGUGUUCGAGGUGACGGGCAUGCCGGAGAAUGUUGACCGGGCGCGGGAGGAGAUCGAAGCCCAUAUCGCCGUGCGAACGGGCGGGCUCGUCGAGCUGGCUGACGAGAACGACUUCCAUGCCAACGGCACAGAUGUGGGCUUCGACCUGCAUGGCCACACCGGGCUAUGGAGCCGGCCCACCGGCGCACGCAAGACCUUCUCCAGCUACCGCAACGACAGCUCCAGCUCACUGGGCAGCGCCUCGACCGACUCCUACUUUGGGAAUGGCAGCAGCUCCCGACUCACCGACUACAGCCCCCCCAGCCCGGAGCUGGGCUAUAGUGCCGCCAGCAACGCCAACAACAACAACAACAACCAUGUCCUCAGCGUGAAUGGCAACAGCAAUGGAUUUGUCUACGGGAGCGAUGUCAUGUCCCCUGACUGCACUGAUGUGGCCUUUGAGCCUUCGCCGGGAUUCGACCCCACGCCCACUCCACCCGGGUUGGUUUGGUCGCAGUACGACCGCGGCGUGGCCCCCUCCUCCAGCCCCACAGGCUCAGUGUUUCCCCCCGGCACCUCCGCCAUUACUGGGGGCAUGGUGGGCAGCCAACGGAGGUCCAGCGGGGUGACCCCCCAGCCCAGGCUGUCCCCACCGCUGCACCACGCCACUGGGGUCGGAGAGCACCCCCUGACCCGCCGAGUGCGCAGCGACCCCGGGGGAGGCGCUCUGAGCCUCCCCGGCUACGGUCCCGCUUCCCACCUCCCCGGGGUGCCCUCCGACUCGUCAGCCUCCUCCACAUCAAGCUCGUCGUCCGGCACGAGCCGGAAGGGCAGCCGGGACUGCUCGGUGUGCUUCGAGAGCGAGGUGAUCGCCGCCCUGGUGCCCUGCGGACACAACCUGUUCUGCAUGGAGUGUGCCAACCGCAUCUGUGAGCGCAGCGAGCCCGUCUGCCCCGUCUGCCACACUGCAGUCUCUCAGGCCAUACGCAUAUUCUCUUAGGACGCCCCGUGUCCUCGGCAGCGGCGGCAGCAGCUCCGACUGCGUUCCACACGCAUGGAUUCCGUAUGUGUGCACAUGUACAUUUCUGUAUGUAUGUUUGUAUGUAUGUAUGUUCGUAUGUAUGUAUUUAAAGCUGCAGUAUCCAAAAAAGGGAAGCCCGGUAGGGUUCCACAGUUACUUGUUUAUAAUGUACUGUAGCUUUGGGAAAUAUUUUCAACAUCUAAUGCAUGGUCUAAAUAUUUGAGCAUAGUAAUUAGUAGUUCUGAUAAAUUGUCUCAUAUAUUGAGGUUAUAGACAGGAUAGAGGUUAUGACUGAGGUACUCAUUUCAGUUAGAGGCUGUUAAUAAAACUGACCUUCCAGUUUCAUUGGUUGAGUACACUGGUAGGACAGUUAACAGUCGGUGUU